GUAAAGAGGUGCUUGGUUAGUCUGUUGAUGUGCAAAAAGAGUCACAAGACACUACAGUAAUUUGGUGUGUGUCGCUGUUUUCAUGACUUGUAUCGCCUGUCGUGUUCACCCUUGUGUUCCUCCUAAGAGUACUUACGGUCGACACAUGAAGCUAUUCCUCGUCUCUGUGUACUUCUGCUGAAGAAUAAACGGUGGCUUUUACAGAUGUUAUUCCUCAGCCUGGUGACUCUCGACAGACAGGCCGCCGCCAUGUUUUCCUACUCAGAAAUAUGUCCAGUCGCUGCCUAGGGGCUGUUGGAUGUAUGAUUAGUAUUAGCUGCAACGGGUGGAGCGACUGCGAGUUUACCGAAGGGAGGCGCCGGUGACUAAAUCGAACUCACAGUCUACUGACGUCAUUUGCGCGGUCCUGUUGGUAAUGGUUGCUUGUUUGGUGUUGAACCACAGUCUUCUUCGGUGCUUCCUUCCCCAUUGACGGACCGCAACAUCUCAAAUCUGGUAAGCUUAUUGGCAAAGCCACCUUGACACUUGCACAAAUUUUCACCUGCGCGCUAGCACUAGCUUGAACUUUCAUAAACGAUACGGGUGGUGUGUAUCAAAGCGUGUCUUGUGUGUUGUCACGUAUUGGUUGCGUAGUUAUGACACGAUGAGCUCCCCCACAGUUUGCGCACGGCACAGACACUAUGCGCGCCACACGAGCUCGACAUUCAUUGGGAACGCAUACUUCACGCAUCGUUGGCGUACCAAUCAGCGACGCCCGAGCACUCGGCAAUGCGUAAAUGUGUGCCUAGUGCGGCCAUUUCCCAAGUCGUCAGCGAACAAUACUGCUAUAAGAUGUCGAGGAGAGCAAGGCCAGAAGUGCCUGAACUUAAAGAAGAGCCCAGCCAAGAAAUCGAGACAGAAGCAGAGUGGGAAGUUGCAGAGAGCUAUAUUCCUCCCCUAUCCCCAUCCACAAGCGAGGAUGUCCCAACACAUAAAGAUCCCCACAGACAACAGAAAAAAAGAAUCAGAGUCAGCAAGAAAGAAAUACCGGACUACAAAUGGACUGAGGAGGGAAGCAAGAAGCUGGCCGGAUUCGUUAAGCAGCACCCCCAGCUGUUCGACAAGAGGCAGAAGGAUUGGCUUAAUGUGACUGCAAAGACCCAAUUAUGGGCAAUAGCUGGGGAAGAACAGGACCCUCCUGCUACUGAUGCCCAGUGCAAGAAGCACUACGAAAACAUGCGCACCAGGGUGGGGAAGAUCCUCAAGAGAGAAAAAAGUGGAUCAAGGCCAGCAGACAGAAGUGUGAGGGAUGAAGAAAUAAUGGACACCUGGACGUUUCUCAUCCAACACAUAGUUCGGGGAAACACCCAACCCAAUGAGGAGUUUUCUCUUCCAAGGUUGGCAAUGGCAAGUGAGGAGGAAGAUGACGACUUGUCAUCGACUGGUGGCGAAGUGGUACCCGUUUGCUGGAAGAGGAGGAGGAGGACGAUAUUCUCCAAAGCAGAAGCCGUGCGCCAAACCCCCGCUCUCUCUGGGCACAGCAGGAUAGUGCAUGACUUCGCCUGUCUCCUGGAAGGACACAUGCUUACCAUCCCGGAGAACUCCUGGCACAACUUCCAGAUCGAGUGCCUGAACUUAGUUCAAAAGUUCAAGCAGCCGCAGCCCCCAGAGCCACAGCAGCAAGUUUCAUCUUUCUACUCUCUCUCCUUUGGCCGACUCUUUUGGCAUUAUCUCCGGGUCUUCAGCAAGUAGUCCUCGUACUGAAGCUGCAGCUUCUUUUCGGCAAUGAGCUUCUUUGGAGUUCAACAUGCAGACAAUGCAGACCCACGCGGGAACGAUGCACAUCAUGCGUACCUUCGUACACCACACGUAACUUAGUUGUAAAUAAGUCACGGGGUAUUGCGGUCGUAACGUAUGCACAACUCAUCUUUAGCGCUUUAGGGCGUACCAUCCACCACGGCGAAUUUUGUGAUCAUUCAUUCAUUCAUUUUCUACCGCGUAUCCUCAUGAGGGUCAUGGGGGUGCUGGAGCCUAUGUGGAGGCAAAAUUGGUCCAUGUGUCGAGGUGGCUUAAGUCUUCUUCUUUGUUCCCUGUGUCUUGUUGUGGCCUCCUAUCAAGCAGAAGCAUGUUUUCCUGAUCUGAUGCCAAGGGGUUGUGGAGAGAUUGUCAUGUUUUGGCAAAGUAACAGCAGUAUUGCUAUUAAAGCUGGUAUGCUUCAUUGUUUAUGAAGUAUGCAGGUAAUGUAUCCGGUCAAUCAAAACUUGGGUGUUAAAGGGGAUUAUGCUCAUUUCCAUCUCUUUGUAUUGAGUUGUGGACUCCUAUAGAGCAGCUACACACGUUAACCAGCACAGAAAGCUUUCUAGAUCUUCCAGAAUCUGCACCUAUUCCAGAUGUAUUUUCUUGGACUUCCAAAAUGGUCUGUUUGAAUUUCUUCCACCCACGGCCCAGGCACACUCACUCCGCUGUGAUUGCUCACACUCCCAAGCGCUCCCAAAGACACCAUUACUACACCAUUCUCUGUUUCUUUUCUAGAAAGGUGAUGCCUCCAAAGAAAAAAGCCAGAGGGCGUAAAAGAACAGUCAAUUCCGGUGAGGAUGCUGAAAAUGUUGAAGACUCUCCUCCCAAGACGACAGUCGACCACAAGAGGAAGACUUCUGCGGGGUCUUCCAGUGAGAAAGUUGCUGAGCAGCCCUGUCACUGGCUAAUGAAGUCUGAACCUGAGAGUCGCUUUGAGAAUGGCAUUGACGUCAAGUUUGGGAUUGAGGAUCUGAAGGCUUUGCCGGAUCAGACCGGCUGCUGGGACGGCGUCCGCAACUAUCAGGCACGCAACUUCAUGCGUCAGAUGAAAGCGGGACAGUUGGCUUUCUUUUAUCACAGCAACUGCAAAGAGCCUGGCAUAGCAGGAAUCAUGAAAAUAGUCAAGGAAUCUUACGUGGACCACACUCAGUUUGACAAGACAGAUGUUCAUUUCGACGCCGGCAGCAAGCCAGACAACCCAAAGUGGAGCAUGGUUGAUGUGCAGUACCAAAGAAUGAUGAAGCGUUUCCUUCCUCUGGCCGAGCUCAAAAAGUACCACCUGAUGCACCGUGCCAAAGGGGGGCCUCUGAAGGACAUGACGCUCUUCACAGGGGCUAGAUUGUCAGUCCAGCCUCUUACCACUGAUGAAUUUGACUUUGUUCUGAGUUUGGAGGACCAAGAACCGCUGUGACGAUUUGGACCACACUUUAAUGGAUAUUAUUUGUUUAGUCAUUUCAACUGUUUGAAAGAAACAUUGCAAUACAA
Messenger RNA from Doryrhamphus excisus (bluestripe pipefish), 3261 nucleotides. RefSeq names its product thymocyte nuclear protein 1 (gene thyn1). Lineage: Eukaryota; Metazoa; Chordata; Actinopteri; Syngnathiformes; Syngnathidae. The record is from RefSeq and is a predicted model, not a curated record. Gene Ontology annotation, cellular component: nucleus.